UCAACGAGUUCGAGCCUGCAUGGUCAUCACCGACCAUGGCGUACAACUCCACCUUUGUCAACAUCACAGUGUUUGAUGGCGUGGCUCUCGGCUCUGUUGUUACCGUGUAUAACGCCGACGACGCGGACAAGGGACAAGAUGGCGUUAUAAGCUACGUCUUGAAGUCUGUCUCUACAGAUACUGGCGUCAACGCAUCCAAUGUAUUUACCCUUGACGCAACAUCCGGAACACUGAGAACGGCGGCCCUUUUGAAGUCAAGAGGCGGACUUGUGUAUAAUGUCAACGUUGUUGCCAGGGACAACGGGUCACCACCUAAAUCAAUCGAAGGAGCACAGAGAAUAAUAAUAGCAAGCAGUAAUAAUCCUCCGAUCGUUUCCCAGAGAACUGAUACCAUCAGUGUUUUCGAGAACGCCACCAUAGGGCUAGUUAUUUACACGUUACAAGGAUCUGACGUCAAGGGUGAACCUUUCAAGGUCAGUGACGAUCUGUUUAUGAUGAAUGGAACGUCUCUUCUCCUGAACGGAACGCUGGAUUAUGAGAAGAUGCGACUUUAUACAGUAACCAUAACAUCAAUGGACGGGAAAGAUACAACCAUCUCUGUCAAUGUUGUAAACAUCAACGACGAAAUACCUACCAUCCAAAAUUUUGGCCCAGUCCCUAUUCUGGAGGAACAGCCAAUCGGAACUGUUGCGGGAGGAGUUUUCUCCGUGAUUGACAACGACGAAGGCGAUACAUUGACAUAUGAUAUUGUUGGAAAUAACAGUUUCUUCAGUAUCAACACCACAACUGGCGUACUGACGACAAAACAAGCCCUUGAUUAUGAAAGCAUGGGUAAUGGUAGUCUGCAGCUGACCUUCAACGUCACCGACGCCGCAAGUCACAUGGCUUCGGCAACCUUGACCUUCAUUCUAACAGACAUAAACGACAACACGCCGACAUGUCCUCGCCAGAUGUAUACCGUCAACAUAACUGAAGACUCAGGCAAUUUUUCGACAAUAUUCACGCACGAGUGCACGGAUGCUGAUGCCGGAAGUAACGGGGAGAUAACCCUAACCAUUAAGGAAGGAGACGCAGAUAAACUCUUCAACAUCAGUGAUAACCAAGUGACAGUGGGCACCAUCGACUACGAAACGUUAAGCCGUGAUGACCCCACCUACUCCCUCACACUGGCCGUGUCCGACAACUCUCAGAACGAGGCUAUGAGGACGGCAUACGUCAUACUAGUGGUCACGGUUCUUCCGCGGAACGAGUAUGCACCGAUUUGGAAUUCACCCUCCCUGGACAACAACACUGGUCAGUUCCCUGUCCAAGCCUUGUCCGAGGACAUCAAACCAGGCACCGUGGUGGCAACAUUUUCUGCUUCUGACCAGGACAGGGGUCAAGAUGGUCGGGUCAGAUAUAGUAUAUACACCGCUGUAUCUGAUACCGGAACCAACUCCAUGGACAUGUUUACGAUCGAUGAGGUCACCGGAGUCCUAUCGACGGCGAGAAACAUCGACGCAGAUGUCGCAACAAACGGAAGUCUUUAUCACGACAUCACAAUCCGUGCCGAAGACUCAGCUAGUGUCCCUGAAUUCACAUCGGGCGUCCUGAGAAUCUACCUGACCAAUUACAAUGACAAUCCACCCAUCUUCACCAAGUCUCUGUACACCAUCCGCGUAACAUGCUACAGCUUCAACGGCGAUGUCGUGUCUUCCGUCCUCGCCAACGACAUCGAUAAUGCAAAUCUGUAUUACAACAUCAACGGCAGCAGCAGAUACGUGUUCGUCAACCUCACUAGCGGUGGGAUCAUAUUGAUAUACACGCCAGCAGAACUCGGAAUGAAGUCUGUUACUUCCGAUAUUUUCGUUGUCAAGGUCACGGACAGAGGGGUUCCAGAGCUUCAGGACUACGCUGUUGUCUACCUCCUCUUCACCGACUGUGACAGACCAACGGUAUCAACAACUGCAACAUCGACCACAACACCCACAACAGUCCUGACAACUACACUGGAGGAAACCACACAGCCGUCGACCAAUGAGAGUGCGUGUAGCCCACCACGUGGUCAAGUUAUGGAGUUAUGGGCCACGAGAACCAUCUGUGGUAUGCUUGGACUGGGGCUCCUGGGAGCAAUAGGGGCCAACAUAAGGAACAACCGGGCACGGGCUGCGGCGGCAGUAGAUACGAUGCGGGCGAAACAGGGGAAAGUCGCACCCAUAAGUGUACUGGAUAGAGGGAACACAGCGGAAAAGAAAAUCAGAGUACGUGAUCUUAUAGCGGGUGAGACUGACGGAGUACCGCCAGGUUUCGGGAAAGAUAUGCUUACCUCCAGCGCUCCAGUGGGUCAUCCAACCAUGAAAUAUGACCCCUAAAUCAGGGACCCAAAUCUACAUGUAGUCCCUUUGACAUAAGCACAGACUUGUACAUUUCGAUGUUGAUCAAAUUUGCGAUGUUGGUGUUAUUUUGAAAGGGACAUUUGAUUUGAUACCUUCCAACGAUAUGCCUCUAUCCUCUGGAAGCGAUACUAUAUUUUAAAUGUUUCCUUACACCUAUUAUUGUCACAACCAUAACAAAACAUAUUACAUUCAAGGACGGAAUAUUUACUAAAAAAUCCCAUUGUACAAUUAUCGCUUUUGGAUAUCAUGUACUGUGAACAAUGAUAUGCAAAUUGUU
Molecule: messenger RNA, 2652 nt
Organism: Haliotis rufescens (red abalone)
Lineage: Eukaryota; Metazoa; Mollusca; Gastropoda; Lepetellida; Haliotidae
Product: protocadherin Fat 4-like
Exons: 11
Coding region: 36-2351 (771 amino acids)
Biological process (GO): homophilic cell-cell adhesion
Cellular component (GO): membrane; cell-cell junction
Molecular function (GO): calcium ion binding
Source: RefSeq, a predicted model, not a curated record